AUGGAGGCUACCGAGGUGACUGAACGUAAACAGUUUGCUCCAGAUGCUGCCGUUACAAACGAGAUUGCGUCUGAACUAGACCAUCUAUGUCUACCCUUGUCAUUUCACGAUUAUGAUGUCUUUUCACGAGUAAGUGAAAGCUUGAAGAUGUAUGGAGAAGCCGCGGUGAAAGAAAGCGACCUACGAGACGUAAGGUUGGCCAUGGAGGAAGCUAUUACGCAGUCUGUUGAUCACAGGAUCGAAAAUGCUAUUCGAAUUGUGCUGGUUGCUCGCUCGUACAUUUACGCUUGUCUAGGAUUUAUGUAUGGAACGGGAAAAGGUGGUUUUCCUAACACUAAGAAGGCGUUUGAAUUCUACCAGCUCGCAGCUAAGGCGGGUGUAGGCGAGGCACAGUGCAAGCUGAAGGAGCAGCAGCGUGUUGUCGUAGAGUACAUCUACAAUAUUAAUGGAAACGACGUCUGCAGCUGGCUUCCUACAGGAUACGAUCUACAGAGUGCCUAUGUUUGGUUUGAUCGCGCUAUGGCGGAUGAAGUGAGUUAUAAAUCAAACUUUGUGAACAGUGCCAUGAAUUGGCUCAAACGAAAACCAAUGAUGUACCUCAAGUGUAAACCUCCUUACCAACUUCACGCAACAAAACAGCUUGCACGAAUGAGUCUUCAUGAAGUAGACGACACUUCAGAGAAUCAUAGGACAGACCUUUACAGUGGUAUUCGACUUUUGUCGGUGGCUGCUGUAGGUGGAUGCGCUGAGGCGCAGCUGUGGCUUGCAUCUUAUUUCUUGGUGGGGUUGGACGAUUUCUGUGAUCGGCGAAAAUCUCUCUUCUGGUUAAGAAAGUCUCACAAAUCCAACGAUACUGCAAAACAGAUAUUGAAAUACUGUGUAACAGGACGUGAAGGAGAUGCAGCAGAUAGAGCUCGUCAAAUUCUGAAAGAUGCAGACCUUCCUAUUCCUUCUACUUUGUCUAUAGAGUCGUUUACAGUGCGAACACUCGGUGAACUGUCUUACGACUCUCAGCACUUUUUCAAAGAGCGUUCAUCCAGGAGAGCACCGCUGGCCGUCCCAGCGUCGGUACUGUCGGAAUUUCCGCAAUCGCCGACGUGUCAAAGGUUUCUUGGUGCGUCUGAUUUAGUGAAAGAAGCCAAUAGUAUUCCAGUUAGUUGCAACGUAGAGGACAAGAGACAAUACCUGCAGUAUAUUGUCAACGCCUAUCUUAUGUGUCCACUUGUCUUGCAGUUUGUAUCUGUUGACUUCUCUAGGGUUAGUAGUGCUUGCGAUGAUAUUGAAAAGAACUUUCCAUCUGUUUGUGAAGAUGCACUAAUAGGAAGGGAGAUUACCAGGACAACUAUAAUUAGUCCAGAACACGCACAGGAAAGCAUUGAUUUCGUGUUAGAAGCUAUUCGACUGAUGAAACUCCGAAACAUGAGCGAUAAAUCGAGUCAGCUCAAGCUAGCUCGUUUACAUUGUCUAGCUGGAAACAUGCAAUGUUUGAGCGGUCAAUAUGUUAGCGCUCUAGACCAUUUCAAUCAAGCUGAAGAGAUAGGAACGGACGACGUCGCAGCUGUUCUCAAUGGCCAAGCAUUUUGUUACAGUACCAUGUCCAUUGAAGAGAAGUUCUGCAGAGUAAACAGAUUAAUCGAAAUGACUAAGAAAAUUUCGGAUUAUUGUGGCCAUGUUUCCGUGAGAUUAAGUUCGAAACAGCUUGCAAUUUCUGAUGCGGAAACAGUUGCAAACAAAUUGUCUGGCAUGGAAAGCGGUGAAACUGCGGUGGCCGAAGCCGAAAAACCUCAAGCAGAAUCGUCUCGAGGAACUGCAACUCAUGCAGUAAAAGAAGGAGCAGCAGCAACUUUAUUUGCAGCAAAUUUGCGCAAUCCUCCACACUCUGCAUUGAAAGAAGUUCUCUCGACAGCAAAGGACAUUGUUCUCAGAGACGACCUUUCAAACGCGGUUACUGGUUCUACUACGUUUGCUGAAUCAGGAGCAAGUGGCAGAGUGGCCAUCUUUGUCACAUAUGAAAACGAACAAGAUAACAAGGAUUUGUUCUAUGCUCCUGCUCGUAGUAAGUCGUUUACCGGUCGUAUUGACAUUCUCGAGAAAUUGUGGCAAUCUCUGCACUCUAAGGAAGAGAUCGCUGAGGAGUCAAGAAGAAGAGGUGAUGUCGGUUGUGGUUUGUCUGCAAUAUCAGGUUUGGGUGGGACUGGCAAAACAAGCGUUGCCGUCGAAUAUGUAUGGAUACAUAAAGAGUAUUACUCUGGCGGUUGUUAUUGGUUGUCUGUAGACGAUCUAGAAGGAAGUAUUAGCGAUUUGGCGUGUUACAUUGGCGCGCACAAAUCGGUCACCUUUGACGGAUCCUCGACCGUAAGAUAUCAGCUUAGCGGCAUUAUGUCAUAUCUUUUUGCACUUAAACGUCCGUGGUUAUUGAUAUUAGACAACAUGGACCUAACAGAAUUGAGCUCUCAUCCUUUAUUGGAGACAAUCGUGUUGGGACCAUGGAGACAAUCGAACGAUUAUGGUAAUCUUAUGGUCACGUCUCGAUGCAAUGCCGACGUUUUGAGUGAAAUUUUCCAUAUUGACAAACAAACGUCAAUACACGUUUUGCAUGAAUUUAUGGAAAGCGAGUCAAUAGCGUUUUUAGAACAAAGAACAUCGAGCGUCAAGAACGAGAUCGAAUUCUCCAAAGACCGAGCAGCCAUUCUGGCUCGUCGAGUCGGUCAUUUACCGCUCGCACUCGAACAAGUAGCAGCUUAUCUCAUCUUCACGCGCUGCUCGCUCGACGACUACGUUUCUACGUAUAAAAAGCAACGUUCAAAGUUACUGAAAAGACGAAAGAUUGCAAAACCGUCGGGACAGGACAAAGCGUCGAAUCACCGUUUAGCUGUUCAUACGACUUGGAAGAUAAACUUUGAUCGCAUCAAGAGGCACGAAGAGUUCGGUCAAUGUGCCGACUCGUUCGUUCGUAUGUGCGCCUUUCUUGCUCCAGAAAAGAUCCCGUAUAUCCUUAUCAAAGCGACCGACGAGGAACUUUUCCAGACCGACUCGACGGCGUUGCGUUCGAUUGUCGGUCUCUUGACUGAAUUGUCUUUAUUUCACGAAGAAUAUGAGAAAAAAGGAUUAAGUGUUCAUCGAUUAGUACAAGAAGUACUGCAGGAAUGUAUCAAAGUAAGCGGAUGUGAAGAACUUCACGCGACGUUUGAGUCUGCUGUUAAUGCCGUUAGUUUGUGUUUGCAACGAUGCAAGAAACCGAACUUAAUGGAAUAUUGUUUGAGAGAAAGAGUAGGGGAAGACGAACAGUGGGGAAUUCUAUCAUCUCACGCCUUCGUUUUACAAGAACAUAUAUUCUCUAACGCUCCAUUACUCGGUCCAUCAUUCCGUCGUCUCGUGUGCUACAACGUAGCAGUUUUGUUGGAUAACGCUUCUAUUUACUGUAACUGCAUUGGACGGUUAUCCGUUGCUAAAUUGCUCGAUCGUCAGAAGCUUCGUCUGCUCGACACGAUGGACGAUAGAUUGAGUAAAGAUGACGUCAUAAGGUUGACAUCUACUAUUAUACCGUUACCGUUAAGAGUUCAACAGAACGUAAGACGAGCGAUACGAGACGAAACGAUGAGUGGAAUAAAAUUACAAACGGUCGGUGAUAUAUCGUCGAAACGUAAAGAUGGCGACGUCGCGACGGUCAAGUCUAGUCGCGAGGUCCGGAAAGACUCGAUCAAAAUUUUACGAACUUGCGGUCGUCACGUCGCCGAGGAAGUGGCGAAUGAACUGUCGAGCGAAUUGUCGAGUCUGUCGUCGACGUGUAGAAAGAACACGAUGGAGGAAAGAUAUUCGCUCGUGAGCUGUAGAGCACGAGCCUAUCUGCAGUCUGGCAAGUUGGAUGGAUGUUAUCAAGAUGCGACCGAAUGCAUCAAGUUAUUACCCGCUCGUUGCGACGGAUACGAGAUUUUAUCUCAACUGUUUGCACUCAUCCAAUGCUCGUCGUUACCUUUAGCUCGUUGUGUGGCGUCAGUGGCAAUGCACUUGAAUGCCGAAUCUUGUCGAAUGAAGUGGUUUAAGCAAGCCUACCCGAACGUUCCAUCCGUUAAGAUAACGACGCAGGAAAACCUUCGCUCGAUCUUGAAUGAUCAAAAACGUUAUCGAGGAUUUACUGUACUUGUAGAUAACAAGCAAAUAACCGAGUAUGGUAUGAGUGUGACGGAAAAUAUCAACUUUGUUUGUUUGCAGCAAUGUAGAAUGGAUAUAGACAAAGGAAUAUUUAUUCAAAGUUAUUCGUGUUGGGUAAAUUUUCAAAUGUUUAUGAGAAAUGGAGGUUUCAUCGUUUGUUUCGAGGCACAUGCUUCUCUUCUGCACUGUCGCCUUACCUCUACUCGAGCUGGUUAUUCUACUAUAUCAGUGGAUGGAUCGGUGUAUUUGGACAGAUGUCACAUUGUUGACAGUGAUGCGGGAGGAUUGAAUGUCUGUUCCACCGGUAGUAGAGUUCCAGGUACAGCUGCCGUGUGUUCUUGUCUAGUCAAAGGCAACAAAGCAAUAGGAUUGGAAGCUCGAUAUGGAGGUUGUCUUAUGUCUAUAGGCAACACAGUAUGUGAAAAUCGCAUCGGAUAUUUGUUGGGACCGCUUCCAGGCGAUUGUCUCCUUCAAUCUAACAUCGUUUUCAUGAAUGGUCAAGGAAUCGAGAUUUCUCACACAAACAUGGUACGAAACCCAUUGUUUAGUGAGGAGAAAGUACGCGACUAUAUUGCGUCAAUGCCAUGUCAGCCAGAGUCUGUUCCCGGUGUAGUGAUCGAAAGAAACGAGUUGUGUGAGAAUUCAACGUACGGAAUCUAUUUGUUAUCUGUUACAUCUCGAUGUGGAGUCGUGUCGGUUAGGAAAAAUCUGAUUAAUGGUAACAUGUACUGGGGAUUUGGAUCGCUUGACUGUUGCGAUCCGCAUCCCAACGUUGGUGUCGUUGUGACUGAAAACACAAUUCGUAGUAAUAAGUGUGGGGGAGUUAGAAUAAGAUUUAGUGGCAUCUCUUCUCACAGAAUUACAGAUAAUGUAAUAGAAAACAACUUAUUGGCAUUCAACGAAUCUGAACUGGCUAAGAGCGUUCUAGAGACUUACACGAGUUGCAACAUUGUCAGGAACAACAAGAAGACACUUCACUAUCCUCAGUCUGAAAGUCAGUGGCAGAAGAAUAGUUGCUCACAAUGCCAUACUACACUAAGACAAGGAAAGCAAAGCAUUCAAUGCCAACGGUGUUAUGCUUCCAACUAUUGCAGUAGACCUUGUCUUGAGAAACAUUUAGAAAGACACACGUUGUUGUGCGAAAUUACUAGAAGUCGUUACAGCGUUACCACUUCUUCGUGGACGUCAGAACCAACUAGAACGGUUAGGAAAACAACAAGAAUUGUGAACCCUAGACACAAGCGAGGACCUUCGUUCGCUUCAGUACCUCAGAUAGGAGGCCCUCGGUUUGCUGUGAAGCUACAAACGCAAGAAGAGUCCCAGACGUCUUCGUCACCUAUUACUAUCUAUGAUCAAACUCACACCAUAUUUACUGUGAUUAUGAAUACUCAGUUGUAUGACUUGAUUAUGAAUUGUGGUGUUGUCGGAGAAAGGUGCGGUACGUCCAAGAAAGUUUUCUGCUGGGCAGUGUUUGAAGAUAAAGACAACAUUAGAAUUUUUUUCCACGAACUUGCUCCUUACACAGACGAAUGGUAGCCGUCUAUGAAAGCGAACGUAAAUAUAGUUGUUUUAUAUCAUCACAAUUGCGAGUUGAUAAACUAACUAUAGUUCAGUAUUGUUCAGUUUACCAGAUGGAAACUUACUGCUAGCUUUAUGUACAUGUACCAUAGCAAGUUGUGUCAGUUGACAGACUCAUCGGUUGUCUAUUCGUCUUUCUUGCUUUGUCAUUAAUUAAAAACUGCGGU
Molecule: messenger RNA, 5897 nt
Organism: Corticium candelabrum
Lineage: Eukaryota; Metazoa; Porifera; Homoscleromorpha; Homosclerophorida; Plakinidae
Exons: 7
Coding region: 1-5688 (1895 amino acids)
Molecular function (GO): protein binding
Source: RefSeq, a predicted model, not a curated record